This is a messenger RNA of Neogale vison (American mink), 3050 nucleotides long. It is a transcript of the gene ADORA2A, whose product is annotated as adenosine A2a receptor. The record is from RefSeq and is a predicted model, not a curated record. Gene Ontology annotation, molecular function: G protein-coupled adenosine receptor activity. The transcript has 3 exons. Gene Ontology annotation, cellular component: membrane. Lineage: Eukaryota; Metazoa; Chordata; Mammalia; Carnivora; Mustelidae. Gene Ontology annotation, biological process: G protein-coupled adenosine receptor signaling pathway; adenylate cyclase-activating G protein-coupled receptor signaling pathway. Bases 890 to 2128 code for a protein of 412 amino acids.
GCCGAUAGGGGGAGAUGGAGACCAUUUCACAAGCUCAAGGGAACCCUGCGGGUUUGGACUGGGGGAGCCCAAGACCUCGAAUUCUGCCUGUGCUUCUGCGGGGUUUAAUUCCUUACACCUCUCUGCCAUUUGACUCUGGGGGAACUCUUUCAGGUCUACUUCCUUCCUUCUCAUGGAAUCUUGAGUGAGUGCCGCCGUGCUCCCCAGAGGCUCUCUGGGGUCCAGUCUCCUCGUGAUAUCACUGAAGAAACUGAGGCCUAGAAAAGAAAAAAAAAAAAAAUCCUUGCCUGCAGUUCUCCGGCAAGUCCCGGCUGAGCCCCCUGCUUUCUGCCUAGCACGACACUAAGUCUACCCUGGCAUUAGCCAGGCGGAGGAGCAGGUUGGGGAGCGGCCGUGGGAGGAGGGAGGAGAGGUAGGAGGAGGAAGGAGAGGAGGGCGCUCCCCCACCAGAUGUGCCGGCAGCCAGCAGGGGCUGCUGAGGGGCGGCUGCCUUUGUGCUUGCUCCUCCACGCUGUAUGGCAUCACCAGCGAGGGCAUGGGGGCUCACCAGCCGGCAGCGGGACGCGGGACCAGACGGGCCACCCAGGCCCUUCCAGAUCAGAGCUCUAGGCAUCUCUGGGCUUCUCUUUAACCCAGCGGCCUAGGUGCCUCGGGGACCGCGAAGCUGAGCUGAGCCAGGAUGCUGCCAGAGCCUCUGCAAAGGGUCUGGUUUCUGGAGACUUGGAGUUGGCUGUGAAAAAGCCCUUGGGGGUUUUCCCCUCCCAGGCAGGGACGCUCUUGGCUCCUGUGAAGAAGGGGCUCAGGGGCCUGGGCAGGGCCAGCUGCGCUGCAGCUAUGGACCGUGAGCUGGCCUGGCCCGCGUCCUUGCUGACCCUGCCUGUCUGCGGCCAUGCCCACCAUGGGCUUCUGGGUGUACAUCACAGUGGAGCUGGCCAUCGCCGUGCUGGCCAUCCUGGGCAACGUGCUGGUGUGCUGGGCCGUGUGGCUGAACAGCAACCUGCAGAACGUCACCAACUACUUUGUGGUGUCCCUGGCGGCCGCCGACAUUGCUGUGGGAGUCCUCGCCAUCCCCUUCGCCAUCACCAUCAGCACGGGGUUCUGCGCUGCCUGCCACAGCUGCCUCUUCUUCGCCUGCUUUGUCCUGGUCCUCACGCAGAGCUCCAUCUUCAGCCUCCUGGCCAUCGCCAUUGACCGCUACAUCGCCAUCCGCAUCCCACUCCGGUACAAUGGCUUGGUGACUGGCACAAGGGCCAAGGGCAUCAUUGCGGUCUGCUGGGUGCUGUCGUUUGCCAUUGGCUUGACUCCCAUGCUGGGCUGGAACAACUGUGGUCAGCCAAAGGCGGGCCAGAACCAGUCAGAGGUCUGCGGGGAGGGCCAGGUGACCUGUCUCUUCGAGGACGUGGUACCCAUGAACUACAUGGUGUACUACAACUUCUUUGCCUGUGUCCUGGUGCCCCUGCUGCUCAUGCUGGGCGUGUACCUGCGGAUCUUCUUGGCGGCCCGGCGGCAGCUGAAGCAGAUGGAGAGCCAGCCUCUGCCGGGGGAGCGGGCUCGGUCCACGUUGCAGAAGGAGGUCCACGCAGCCAAGUCGCUGGCCAUCAUUGUGGGGCUCUUCGCCCUCUGCUGGCUGCCUUUGCACAUCAUCAACUGCUUCACCUUCUUCUGCCCCGAGUGCAGCCACGCCCCGCCUGAGCUCAUGUACCUGACCAUCAUCCUCUCCCACACCAACUCUGUCGUCAACCCCUUCAUCUAUGCCUACCGCAUCCGGGAGUUCCGCCAGACCUUCCGCAAGAUCAUUCGCAGCCACAUCCUCAGGCGGCGGGAGCCCUUCAAGGCGGGUGGCCCCAGUGCCCGGGCCUUGGCAGCCCACGGUGGUGACGGAGAGCAGAUCAGCCUCCGCCUCAACGGCCAUCCUCCCGGGGUGUGGGCCAAUGGCAGCGCCCCCCAGCCUGAGCGGCGGCCCAACGGCUACACCCUGGGGCUGGUGAGUGGAGGGAGUGCCCAUGAGGCCCAUGGGGACAUGGGGCUCCCUGAUGUGGAGCUCCUCAGCCACGAGCUCAAGGGAGCAUGCCCAGAGUCCCCCGGCCUCGAGGGUCCCCUGGCCCAGGAUGGAGCGGGCGUGUCCUGACGAUCCACUGAGUUUGCCCCUUCCUACAGGAGGGAGAUCUUUCUCUUUGGUGGAUGGAACCAGUCACGUUGGGAGAAGAGUGAAUGGGCCUGGAGACCCUUAUCAUGGCCAGCUCCCACUUUGGACUGAGAGGCGAGAGCCCCGGCUGGAGCAGCAUGAGGCCCAGCAGGAAGGGCCUGGAGUCCGAGGGAGUGGACGUUUCUUGGUGGGAGGCCCUGCUUCAGGUCAGGGCCACAGCACCAGACCAUCUUGGCUGGGCAGGCCUGGUACCCCACUCUGGAAGCAUCUAGAAGCACCACCCCGACUUGGCAGAAGAUCUGUGGCAGAGCAGGCUGGCUGGCCUGAGGCUGGGGCAAGGGGGUGGGGGAGUAUGGCUCCAACAGGCCUCCGACCACACAAACAGACCACCCUCCCCAGGCUUCCCGAGGGUUCAGGUGCUGCUGUGCCCAGAGGUGGCGUUUUUCUUUUGUUGUUUUUCCAAGAGAAAAUGUUAAGUGUGAAGAAUACCUUUUUUUUUUUUUUUUUUUUUUUUAAUUAUCUUCCUUCCCUGGUUGCUGGGUUUGAUGUCAGUCCUGCUGCUAGCCUGUCUCCAGCAGUAGCCCAGGGAGUCCCAGGCAGCCCUCUCUGGUUACCAAGAGCUGCCGUGCACUUCUUACACACUCCGUCCCAGCGGCAUCUUCUGGGGCCACCAAGCUGGGCUCGAGGACAGGAGGUGUCAUGGACUGCUGCCGGACUGUGGGCUCCGGGGAGGGGGUUGGGACGGGCCCACUGCGCAGGGUGCCUGGGCAGCUCGGAGCUGCCUAGCCAGAGGCCCUGUCCAACGGCCUUUCUGUCUGAAGGGAAUGUUUUCUUUUUUUUCUGAGAUAAAAUAAAAAUGAGCCAUUUGUGUUUGAAACUUGUCCAGUGAAAAUGGUGUCUGAGU